Penicillium brasilianum is the source of this 2974-nucleotide messenger RNA. The record is from the annotation of a GenBank genome assembly. NCBI's taxonomy places the organism in Eukaryota, Fungi, Ascomycota, Eurotiomycetes, Eurotiales, Aspergillaceae.
CUCAACCGCGCCGUGUUGAUCGAGGGGCGGAUGACAUAUUGAGGAACCGGGCAAAACAACCUCCUCCGACUCCCCGCCAUUUCUUCUCUCACACUCUACAACCCCAACCUCCCACCAUGUCCGUCAUCAACAUAUCCUCAUCCGAACAGUUCAGCUCGCUGCUGAGCUCCUCACGCUUUGUCGUUGCCGACUUCUACGCCGACUGGUGCGGUCCUUGCAAAGCUAUCGCCCCCGUCUACGAGAAGCUCGCAUCGCAGCUGUCUCGCCCGAACCACAUCACAUUCACCAAGGUCAACGGUGACCAACAGACAGAGCUUGCGCAGGCUUACAGCGUUCGAGCUUACCCGACCUUCGUCGUGUUCGAGAACGGCCGCAGCAUCAAGACCGUUGCCGGUGCCGAUCCCCAGAAACUGACCGACGUGAUCCGAAAACUCGCAUCGGAGGCUACCAAGUCCGAUGGCGGAUCUGGCGAGGCAAGCGGUGCGACCUGGCUAGGUGCCGAGGUGGCCGCGCGAUACACCGAUGUGACGGACGAAGUUGACACCAAGGGAUUGGAUUUGCUUAACCGGGACAACCAGUUCGGAGAGCCGCGCGUGUUGUUCGACAACUCCAAGCCCUCAACUCUGGCUGGCAAAGGCAAGGGCAAGUCGGAGGGUAGCAGCAGUGGUGCCGACUGGGUCGAGAGCGACACGGACGAGCAGCUGAUGCUGUACAUCCCGUUCCAGUCGAGGCUCAAAGUGCACUCUCUUCAGGUGACUUCCCUGCCUCCCGUUGCCGGCGAGAGCGACGAGGACGAUGAUGAGCUGCCCAUGCGACCGCGCACCCUGAAGCUCUACACCAACACAUCGCACGUGCUCGGCUUCGAGCAGGCGGAAGACACGAACCCGGAACAGACGAUCGAGAUCAAGCCGGAGCAGUGGGAUGCGAAGACGGGGACUGCGACCGUCGACCUACGAUUCGUCAAGUUCCAGAACGUCACCUCCCUCGUUAUCUUCUUUGUGGACGGCGACGGGGAGAGCGAGAAGCUGCGCGUGGACCGCAUUCGCAUUAUUGGCGACGCGGGUGAGAAGAGAGCCAUGGGCAAGCUGGAGAAGAUUGGCGAUGAGCCUGGCGAGUAACAAAAAUUGGUAGACAAUGACUGGAUAGGGUGACUGCAUUUCGUGUUUAUUCCAGAGACGGUGACAUUGUAGACCUUUUACGAGAGCGAUCAACGAAAGACCUUAAGAGAUAUACCAAAGCGAAUGGGGACUGAACGUCGAGAAAUUCCAGAGCCCACACCACGGAAGAUAAAAAAGAAUGCUACAUUGGAAUUGGACGACCAAAACUCCCUGACAAAAAGGUCUUGCUUGAAAUCUUUGCAUUGCUUAAGAUAUCUGAUACUCUAGAAGCUACCCACAAUUGAUGGGCAUAUAAAAUAGUAAUGUCCGAUCCCAAACCAAAAGGUCUCAUCCUUGAAAAAUCAGAAAGACCUAUAAAGUAAGAACCGGUGUGCAAUUCCGUUCGUCUGUGGCGCAACCGACACCUGGUAACAUCACUGAAGGCCCCUUUGACAAAGGCCGUGGACGUCCAAGCAACACGGGUAGGUAUUAAAUUUGAAGCUGCGCCGCCGCACGAAGAAGAAAAGAAAAGAGAGGAAGGAAGUCUCGCGAGCGAAGAAUUUAAAGCAGCCGGUGGAUGCACUCCGGAAGAAUACUUGUUCCGGGGUUUCUCGGUUGCUGGCUAGCUUGGUUGCCUUGAUGCCUGAGGUGUGCAGCCACGACCUCGCGUAUUAGGUAAGCAGUUCGAGGUGGAACAAUUUUUUCUCUGCAAGGGACGAGCUUCUCUUCUUUUUUUCUUCUCCCAUAUUAUUUUUUGGCUGAUGAUGAGGAUAAUGGAAUAUAUGAUAGGAAGAGACUGACUCCCAAUGGGAGCGUGAUCUUACAAUAAACCAUCCACUGAGGCCAUUUCAGAUUAUUAUUCUUGCUGUCCUGCUGAAGAGCAUCGGUUCUGUCAACUUAGUCAAUCAAAGCCGCAAGCUAUCCAGCUAGGCGCAAUCAGAUAUCAGAGUUUUCCUCCGGGGUUCAGGCCUCAGGCUGUCAGUAAAUCUAUCACGAGCAACCCUAGGGCCUGAUCAUUGCGAGCCGCAGGUUGCCCGUUGAUGGAGCAAUCCUCAACCCACGUGCAUUCUCACAACCACGCAAGUAUGGCCAUGGUGAGCUCGGCCGAAGCUCAAGCUCCAUAUUUGCAAAGUUCUCCAUAUCGAAGCCGGCUCGAACUGGAGCACAGAGCUCGGUAGCGUACCAUACAACAGCGUCCUCUGACGCAAUCGUAUGAUGAAACGCAUUCGAGAGAACAUCUGGGUCAACAUAGAGCUGGACCCGCGAAAGUUUUUCACUCUGCGGGCCGAAAGCAAAGACACUGAAACGGGACCUAGAGAAAACUUCAACACAAGCUCCGUAAUUGCAGCACUCGUUUUGGCGAGAAAUAACCAACUAAGUCGGCACGCCUCGGCCGGCAUCGCUUAGAUGCUACGAAUUCGUGCUCCGUACGGGUCCAAGUCUACCGACGCUGCCGAACGGCCCGCUCGAUCGUGCCAUUCACCUUGUACAGUAAGUGGCUCGUGGUCUGGAAAGCAGGAUCUGGGCCGAUGGUACGAGUGUGGGGGUUUUUUUCCUUGCGAGUUGUCUUCGUAGACUUAGUUGAUCCACUGGAGGGUUCGGCUGAAAGAGCACUUGUCAUCGGAUCCACGAUAUGGGAAUCGAAUGAAGUAAGAGCUAUCAUCUCGCACCCGAAAUAGUAUUUGCUCGGCUGCCCUAUGAUCAAAAGAUAUCCAGCCGUCGGCUAUGUGCAGAAUGCCCCAUGGCGAGCUUGGCGACAUCGCGAUAUGGGUUUUAUUGAUGGUAGCGCCGUUAGCGCUGACUCGACUCGAAAAUACAGACUUGACUUGCACUCGAGCAUCCUGUGUUUCGUGUCAGCGAAGUGUUAGCAAAGAGAA